AUGGAACAGCGGGCAGCGUUUGAUGAAAUCAUGGAUCAUGUGGUCAACAGAAGGGGCAAGGUUUUCUUUGUCGAUGGUCUUGGAGGCACAGGGAAGACCUACUUGUACAAGGCAUUGAUUGCUAGGGUGCGCUCGCUGGAACUAAUAGCAAUUGCAACUGCAACAUCUGGUAUAGCAGCGUUGAUCAUGCCCGGUGGACACACUGCUCACUCAAGGUUUAAGAUUCCCAUCAAGCUUUCUGUUGAUAGCAUGUGUAAUUUCACAAAACAGAGUGGUACCACAGAGUUGCUUUGUAGGGCUUCGUUGAUAAUUUGGGAUGAAGUUGCCAUGACAAAACGACAAGCUGUUGAGACACUUGAUAGAUCACUGCAAGAUAUCAGAGGAUGUUCUUUGCCGUUUGGUGGAAAGGUUAUGGUCUUUGGUGCAGAUUUUAGAAUUGGCAAUGGCACUGAAAAGACCAUAGGUGAUGACUAUGUACGCCUCCCAGAUGAUAUUGUGAUAAGUUACAACACUGAAAACCCAGAUGAAUCAGUUGACAGACUCAUUCAGUUUGUGUUUCCGGAUCUUCAUAAAAAUUCUACAUCAACGUCUUAUAUGAGUGCGCGUGCUAUUCUAUCAACAAAGAAUGAUCAUGUGGAUGAGCUGAAUGCAAGGUUGAUUGAGAAGUUUCCAGGCAAAGAGAUGAUGUACUACAGCUACAAUUUGGUUGAUGAUGAUUCAUGCAACAACUACCCACUCGACUUUCUGAAUUCCAUCACACCAAAUGACUUACCUCCACAUGUGCUCAAGGUCAAAAUCAAUUGCCGAGUUAUCCUACUUCGGAAUCUUGAUCCUCACAAUGGCAUGUGCAAUGGAACAAGGUUAAUGGUUAGAGCUUUCCAAAAAAAUGUAAUUGAUGCUAUGAUUGUUGGUGACCAACAUGCUGGAAAAAUGGUUUUCAUAUCUAGGAUCCCUCUAUGCCCCUCGGAGGACAUUUCACUUCUGUUCAAUUUUAAGCGGAAACAAUUUCCAGUUCAUCUUAGCUUUGCAAUGACCAUAAACAAAACACAGGGCCAAACCAUCCAAAAUAUUGGUAUUUACCUUCCGGAGCUGACGUGCUCACAUGGCCAGCUUUAUGUUGCAUUGUCAAGGGGUGUGUCAAGGCAGACGACUCAGAUCCUGGCAAAGCCUAAUGAAGAAAUAGAUGCUAUUGGGAGAAGCAACAAAAACAUUGUUUACAAAGAUGUAUUGAAGCAGUGA
Phragmites australis (common reed) is the source of this 1239-nucleotide messenger RNA. RefSeq lists its product as uncharacterized. The transcript is spliced from 2 exons. Gene Ontology annotation, biological process: telomere maintenance; DNA repair. Gene Ontology annotation, molecular function: DNA helicase activity. The record is from RefSeq and is a predicted model, not a curated record. Lineage: Eukaryota; Viridiplantae; Streptophyta; Magnoliopsida; Poales; Poaceae. Bases 1 to 1239 code for a protein of 412 amino acids.